Messenger RNA from Drechmeria coniospora, 1374 nucleotides. RefSeq lists its product as uncharacterized. The transcript has a single exon. The record is from RefSeq and is a predicted model, not a curated record. Bases 1 to 1374 code for a protein of 457 amino acids. Gene Ontology annotation, biological process: polysaccharide biosynthetic process. Gene Ontology annotation, molecular function: oxidoreductase activity, acting on the CH-CH group of donors, NAD or NADP as acceptor; NAD binding; oxidoreductase activity, acting on the CH-OH group of donors, NAD or NADP as acceptor. NCBI's taxonomy places the organism in Eukaryota, Fungi, Ascomycota, Sordariomycetes, Hypocreales, Ophiocordycipitaceae.
AUGGCUUCAUUCUUCAAGCCAAGCUUCCUGCGAAGAAUCUCGUUUGGUCUCGAUGACAAACCGCCGAAUCCAUGGCGGUUCCCUGCACAGUCGUACUACGACCUCACUCCACCCAGCGAAUUCUCGGAGCUUGACGUGGAAGUGAAGACACAGGAGAGCAAGACACUGCAUGCUCCGGCAGCGUCUCAUGUUACCGUCGAUGAGGAGCCGCUGGUGGCCGUCAUCGGCGUCGGCUACGUCGGCGAGCAACUCGUCGCGCUCUUUUCCAAGUGCUUCCGCGUCCUGGGAUACGACGUCUCUGCCGCCCGGACGAAGGAGCUGCAGAUUUCCUUUAGAGGCAACGACAACGCGAGGUUCACCAACUGGGCCGGGGAUAUUGCCGCGGCCACUCACUUUCUCAUCUCGGUGCCGACGCUGCUGCUCCCCGACAAGACCGUCGACACGUCCUUUCUGCGCGCCGCCCUCGCGGCAGUGCGGAGCCACGCACGUCGAGGCGCCGUCGUCGUCAUCGAAAGUUCCGUCGCCGUCGGUAUGACGCGUGAGUUUCUGGGACCCCUGGCCGAGAAAGGGGGCCUCUUCGCCGGAAUGUCUCCGGAGCGUGUGGAUCCGGGACGGGCCGAGCCCCCUGCCAAAUCGAUUCCCAAGAUCAUCUCGGGGCUCGACGACGUCAUCCCCCGGUCGCUCGACGCCAUCCGCGCCCUCUACGAGCGCGUAUUCGACUGCGUCGUCGCCGUGUCCAGCACCGAGGUGGCCGAGAUGACGAAGUUGUACGAAAACUGCCAGCGCAUGGUCUGCAUCGCCUACGCCAACGAGAUGGCCGACGCUUGCCGCUCGCUUGGCAUCGACCCCUUUGAGGUUUGCGAUGCGGCCUCGACGAAGCCGUUUGGGUACUUGCCCUUCCGGCCGGGGCUCGGCGUUGGCGGCCACUGCAUCCCCGUCAACCCGCAUUACUUGCUUCUCAACGGCGAGUUUCCCUUGCUCCGGGACGCGACCGAGAGGAUGCGGCAGCGGCCGUCGGUCAUCGCACAGCGGGCCGUGAAGAAGCUGUACACGGCCUCGACGCAGCUCGUCCUCCUGCCCACGGUCCUCGUCGUCGGCAUCGGCUUCAAGCCGGGACAAGCCCAUCUUGCCAAUUCACCAGGGCUCGCCUUGGCAAAGAGCCUUGCACUCACGGGCCUCGUGGAUGUGGCGUGGAUCGACCCCCUCGUGGCCCAAGAAGCCGUCCCUCAGAUUCCGCGCCUCGACAUGCACCGGUGGACAGCCACAGCCCUCGAGAGCUUUGACAUGAUUAUUGUUGCUUUCCGCCAACGCGGUCUGGAUUUCGGCGUGCUUGAAAAGCUGCAAGGCGUUGACGUCGAGAUGUGGUGCCCAUAG